UAUAGCUCUAUACACACAAUCAUGCCGCCCCGGCUCCAGGUCCUCCGGUUGGCCUCGUCGCUACUCCAUAGAACAAAUGUCCACUCUACCACGCCAUUGGUAGCGCCAUUCCUCCUUCCGACCCAGCAGCGCUACGCAUCCAUUCUAUCCUCGCUCUCAGAUACCCCAGGUGCAUACAAGAAGAAGAUUCGAAGAGGUCGCGGUCCAGCCUCCGGAAAGGGAAAGACUGCGGGAAGAGGUCAGAAGGGUCAACAUGCGCACGGAAAAGUUCCUGCUGGUUUUGAGGGAGGACAGACGCCGCUUUGGAAAACUACACCCGUGAGAGGGCGUGAUAAAUUUAAUGCAUUCAAAGUUGAAAUGUCACCUAUCAACCUCGAUCGUAUACAAUCCUGGAUAGACCAAGGCCGCCUCGAUGCAAGCAAACCUAUCACAAUGAAGGAAUUGGCAAAGUCACGGUGUCUACACGGCGUCAAGAAGCACGGCGUGAAGCUAUUAGGCAGGAACGCCAACCAGCUCACAUCUAAAAUCAACAUCAUCGUCUCGCGGGCAUCUGCUUCUGCAAUCGAGCAGAUCGAGGCCCUCGGCGGAACAGUCACCUCACGAUUCUAUUCACCCAUGUCUAUCAAGAGGGUCCUCCGCGGCGACUCUCACCCCGUUGUCUCUCUACAAGCGGACGCCGACCUCGUCACCCGCGCUGUUCCAGCCAAGGACUCCAAGAUCCUCAGAAGCGUGCUCGACACACCCGAUGCGCCCGAGGAAGUUAAGAACGAGGCCCUCCGAGCCGUAUUCUCCAAGGUAGGCGAGAAGUACAAGUACAGACUCCCGGAUGCGACAUCGAGAAAAGACAUCGAAUACUACAGAGAUCCCGCACACAGGGGCUACCUGGCGUACACCGUCAAGGAGGGCGAGAGUCCCAGUUUGUUCUUCAAGCCACCGGGCGAGGCCAAGGACAGGAAGAAGCAGGCCGCUAAGAGACAAGCUGCUAAGGCAAGCGCGGAGAACAGGCUUUUCUAAAAGUGUCUGGCGUGUUGUGUAUGUUCUCUUCGCACGGCGUGUAGGAUAUGAGCGGCCUGGUACAUGCCAUGUACAAUAUAGUAGCACGUAUGUAUGUAGAUUCUGUAACAUGAACGAACAUUUCCAAACCACUAUGUGUGCGAGCAAUUCCUUUUCCCUGUGGAAUAACUGAUAUCCUCUCACAAUCUAAAACGGCCGCUAUGACUAUCAG
Molecule: messenger RNA, 1225 nt
Organism: Aaosphaeria arxii CBS 175.79
Lineage: Eukaryota; Fungi; Ascomycota; Dothideomycetes; Pleosporales
Product: ribosomal protein L15
Exons: 3
Coding region: 22-1014 (330 amino acids)
Biological process (GO): translation
Cellular component (GO): mitochondrial large ribosomal subunit
Molecular function (GO): structural constituent of ribosome
Source: RefSeq, a predicted model, not a curated record